GAUUUUCAAUUUUCAUCUGUCAGCCAAACCUCGAACAAGCGUACGUCCACCUGUUCCUCCGGGCUUACGCAUAUUUUCAUUGUUUUCGCAUUGUUAUUGCAACGUGUGUAUCCUCGUAAUACUCAUGUCUUUGGAACGUGCAGUUCGCGCUAAACUCGCUUCCAAGCGAGACCCCCAACAAGAGAAGGAAGCCCAGGAAUGGAUGGAAGCGGUGUUGGGAUAUAAAUUUCCCAAAGGCUUUCCAUUGGAAGAAUACAUCAAAGAUGGCCAAGUACUGUGCAAACUCAUCAACACCAUUAGCCCAGGAAGUGUAACCAAAUACAACACUACCGGUGGACAGUUCAAAAUGAUGGAAAACAUUAACAUUUUCCAGAAGGCCAUCAAACAGUACGGAGUCGCGGACAUUGACGUUUUUCAGACCGUCGACCUAUGGGAAUGCAAGGACUUCUCCCAAGUCAUAAUGACGCUGUUCGCUCUGGGCCGCGAGACGUACAGACAUCCGGAAUGGAAGGGACCUUACUUGGGACCAAAACCCUCCGAUGAAGCUAAACGCGAAUUCUCCGAGGAAACCCUGAAAGCCGGCCAAACCAUCAUCGGGUUGCAGGCUGGACAAAACAAAGGCGCCACGCAAGCGGGCCAAAACAUAGGCGCUGGCAGGAAGAUCAUCAUCGGCAAAUAAUUGCACCAUACGAGUACCAUUUAAUAUAAUAUAAUAUUAUAAUUAUUUAUAUAAUAUAUUAUGUUAUGUUCACACAUUUAUUAAUA
Melanaphis sacchari is the source of this 765-nucleotide messenger RNA. It is a transcript of the gene Mp20, whose product is annotated as muscle-specific protein 20. Gene Ontology annotation, molecular function: protein binding. The transcript has 4 exons. NCBI's taxonomy places the organism in Eukaryota, Metazoa, Arthropoda, Insecta, Hemiptera, Aphididae. The record is from RefSeq and is a predicted model, not a curated record. The coding region runs from base 125 to 679 and encodes 184 amino acids.